Messenger RNA from Phytophthora nicotianae INRA-310, 1326 nucleotides. RefSeq lists its product as hypothetical. The transcript has 3 exons. Gene Ontology annotation, cellular component: membrane. Bases 387 to 1256 code for a protein of 289 amino acids. Lineage: Eukaryota; Oomycota; Peronosporomycetes; Peronosporales; Peronosporaceae. The record is from RefSeq and is a predicted model, not a curated record.
GAUGCGCUAGUUGGCGCGCGAAAUUUCUCUGGACAUCACGUUUUCAUUCUAGGAUUCGCCGCUUGGGGCUAAGAUGACUCGAACGAAUGUAGUGGCUCCUGCCUGGCCGACUGCGACGGAGACGACGAAGUUACUCGACCCCGAAGUCGAUUUGAAGAAAGAAGCCAACCAAUCUCGACCUGCCAAGUUCGCGAGCUUCGUUGCGCUCUCCGCACUGAUCUGGUCCUGGGUCUUGCAAGCUGAAGCUUCACAGUCGCUCCAGGUAACGUAAAAUCCCUGGUUCUAAAAUAAUAAAGACUAGACACUAACUAGCAUUGCAGCUUUUCUUCAACAAACCCUUCUUCUUAGCGUGUUUCAACCAUGCAGCACCGGUGGUGCUACUUCCAAUGAUCGUUGGGUACUACAAGCUUUACGGGAAUUCUGCUGAUCGAUACGCUGACUUUGUCGGUAUAUUGCAACACCACUCCGUGAUCCCUCUACCCAGACUCGUGUACAUUUCAGGGGUUCUGAGUAUGAUUUACCUUAUUUCGGACUUCUUUUGGUAUGCCGCUCUGGGUGACGUGAGUGUGGCGGCGGGUGUAGCCAUCUCCAACUCGUCUCCGCUCUUCGUGUACUGCUUGUCCGUUUGCUUCUUGAACGAACAUUUGAACGUCAACAAGAUAUUGGGGGUACUCACAGCGUUCGUGGGCGUCAUACUUAUCGUCAUCUUCCAAGACGGCAGCGGAUUCGGUACAAUUGAAGCCACAACGAUCAUCGCGGGGAUCUCGAUGAUCAUCUCGUCAGCCAUCUAUGCUGGUUAUCAAGUCGCGCUGCAGCUAGCAAUUGGCGAAGAUGUUACCGAUACUUCAACGCUGCUCACGCUAGCAGGACUAUGUGGUCUCUUUACCUUUCCACCGUGGAUCUUGGGUACAUUUCUCCUAGCUGAAAGUCCGUUCUCAUGGCUAUAUGAGUCCCUCGCGUUCCCUGGUACAGCUGAAGGCGUGUUCCUCUUAAUCUCCAGUGGAGCCUUGACGGUUGUUUUCUGUGCAUUUCUCCCCUUAGCAAUCUGCUGGACUUCACCUUUGGAAACCAGCGUCGGAUGCAUGCUAACAAUCCCGUUAUCAGGAAUUAUGGACACAUGUAUCCAUCACACAAAGUUCUCGUGGGAAUGCAUCGUCGGCUCAGUGCUCGUCAUGGCAGGCUUCGCUAUCCUCGAAUGUAGCACAAAGAAGAAAACUGCACAACAAGAACCACCAACUGCAUCAGCUUGGGCUUAAUAACAAACUACAAAUAAAAAAAUUAAAAAAAAAUAAGUAAAAUUUAGGCAGAUACUUCAUAAUAAUGCAC